AUAGUGAAUUAAAAAGCAACCUUAACUAAAACAGAGGAAAGACAUCCACAUCCUAGUGGAAGUUGACGACAAAUAAUGAGACGACUUUCAUGUACACCACUUAUCAUCCUCACUCCCCAAUCUUUGUCGACCAAAUAGUUUGAGCUUGUAGUAGAAAGUACCAUGAUAUCAUCAACGACCAACAGCCAUAUCAUCUGUUUGUGUACAUGUCUGGUUUUUUGUUAUUGCUACUCUUGUUCAGCUAAGGACAAUAUCACAACCGGUGAAUUCAUCAAUGAUGACGGUCUCAGUUAUUUAGAAUCUCCGGGGAAGAAGUUUCAAAUGGGCUUCUUUUCACCUGGUGAAGUAAGACGAUAUGUGGGGAUAUGGUAUACAAUGGACCCAAAGACCGUUGUGUGGGUUGCUAAUCGUGUGAAACCGCUGCUAGAUUCCACCGGAGUUCUUACUGUUGCAGAAAAUGGUAAAUUUGUGGUGAAAGAUAAAAAUUCAGCUGAUUACUUCUCAACACCCAUAGAAGGAGCUCCUGUAACAGUUCUAAAGUUAUUGGAUACUGGAAAUGCAGUAUUAAUGAAUGUUGCAUCAGGAAGUACAUUGUGGCAAAGCUUUGAACAUCCAACUGAUACGUUUCUUCCUGGGAUGAAAAUGGACACAAACUUAAAGUUGACAUCAUGGAAAAGUGUAACCGACCCAGCACCUGGAAGCUUCGAGUUUCAACCAGAAUCAGAUGAAACCCGGUAUUCUAUUUUGAACGGGUCAGCAACGUUUCUUUGGAAAAGUAGGAAGAUGUCAACGAGUAACUUUGACGACAACCAAAGUUCCUCCAACGUAUUCAAAUUGCUUUCAAAGGCCACCAUACAAAGAGUAAAAAACAAUAAUCAGUUCCGAAAUGGUACAAUAUCUUACGAAACUGUUCCCUCAUAUGACCUUAAUUCAAGGUUGGUAAUGAAUUAUACAGGGAAGGUACAAUAUUUUAGUUGGUCAGAUGUAAAACGCCAAUGGGUUUCGGAGUGGGAGGAACCAAAAGAUGAUUGUAGCGUUUAUAGGGUGUGCGGGCAAUUUGGGAUGUGUAAGGAAAAUGACUCAUCAUUGUGUAGUUGCCUGCCUGGGUUUGAACCUAUUUCACCUGAUGAUCAUUCGAAAGGAUGCAGGAGAACUUCUAAUAUAUGUGACAAAAGUAUUAAAGAAACAUUCAUAAACAGAACUAUGAUUAGCAUGGAUGAUACAACUGUUCCCUUCUUUGAAUCAGAUAAUGAAUCAGCAUGCAUAAAAGAGUGCCUCAAAAACUGCUAUUGCCUGGCUUAUUCUUAUGGUUCUCUUAUAAACGAGGGAGGGACACGGAACCGGAAUCAUGUGAAUACACGCGGUUGCUGGUUCUGGGAUACAGAACCAUAUAAUCUUAACGGGGAGGGUACACAUAAUAUUUCCUUCCGUAUUUCUGAAUCUUCAAAUGUUAGCAUCAAUACACCAUCAGAGAAACCUAAGACUGAAAGAAAAUCAUCAUCCUCGAAACUAGUCCUUGCAAUUUCUAUUGCAAGUUCAGCUCUGGUUCUUUCACUAUUUUGCGGCAUUGGCUAUAUUACUUAUAAACGAUUGGUGAAUGGAAGAAACAAUAACCAAAAUAAAAAAGAGUCACAGUCUCAUAGUAUCAAUGAAUUACUUCAUCUUGAUCACUCUAAAGAAGAUGACAGAGAAGGCCUCGAUGUGCCGUACUUUGAGCUGGAAAGCAUAAUAGAUGCUACCAACGACUUCGCAGAGGAGAAUCGGCUUGGCCAAGGUGGUUUUGGGCCUGUCUACAAGGGUAAGCUUCCUGGAGGUGACGAAAUUGCAGUGAAGAGGUUGUCGAGCCUCUCUGGACAAGGCUUACAAGAGUUCAAAAAUGAGGUUACACUGAUUGCUAAACUUCAACACAGAAAUCUUGUUAGACUAUUGGGAUAUUGCAUCAGGGGAGAAGAAAAAAUGCUACUUUAUGAGUACUUGCCAAAUAGAAGUUUAGAUCUAUUUAUUUUUGAUCAAACACUUUGCGCAUCACUAAACUGGGAAAUGAGAUUCGAUAUCAUUAUGGGAAUUGCUAGAGGACUUAAUUAUCUUCAUCAUGAUUCUCGGUUGAGGAUUAUUCAUAGGGAUUUGAAGACAAGCAACAUUUUGCUAGACGAGGAUAUGAAUCCAAAAAUAUCGGAUUUUGGUUUGGCCAAGAUAGUUAAAGGAAAAGAUAUCGAAGAUAUCACCAACAGAGUUGUCGGAACCUUUGGUUACAUGUCUCCUGAGUACGCACUUGAUGGUGUGUUCUCUAUUAAAUCUGAUGUUUUUAGCUUCGGAGUGGUAUUGCUUGAAAUAUUAAGUGGGAAAAGAAACACUGGAUUCUAUCAAGCCCAAAAGCGUAUAAGUCUUUUGUGGCAUGCCUGGAGCUUAUGGAUGGAAGACAGACCAUUUGAGUUGCUGGAUCAAACACUGAUGAAAUCAUGCAAUUCAAGUGAGGUAUUGAAGUGUAUAUGUGUCGGACUCAUGUGUGUGCAAGGAAACCCUGACGAUCGCCCUACCAUGACAAAUGUGGUUAUGAUGCUCGGAAGUGAUAUGGCCACCCUCCCAACUCCAAAAGAACCGGUGGUCAUUCCAAGUAGAGACCAUGCUACUUCCUCUUCUUCUAGUUUGUCUAAACCGGAUACGCAAACUACAAACAUGUUGACGAAUACAGCGGUAGCCGGACGCUAACCAAGCAUUUAUUUCGAAUAUAGUUUCUUGGAUACUUCCCUUUACAAAAUAAGUUUUUUGAUUAUAUUUAGUUGAUAAGUAUGUAUAUGUUGUAUUUGUAAGAUGACAUCUGAUGUGCGUGAAGUGUGUUAUAUUUUUUAUGUAUAUUUUAAGCUCUUUUUACA
Messenger RNA from Helianthus annuus (common sunflower), 2873 nucleotides. Its product is annotated as G-type lectin S-receptor-like serine/threonine-protein kinase At4g03230. Gene Ontology annotation, molecular function: ATP binding; protein serine/threonine kinase activity. The transcript has 8 exons. Gene Ontology annotation, biological process: protein phosphorylation; recognition of pollen. Lineage: Eukaryota; Viridiplantae; Streptophyta; Magnoliopsida; Asterales; Asteraceae. The coding region runs from base 163 to 2709 and encodes 848 amino acids. The record is from RefSeq and is a predicted model, not a curated record.